CCCAGCAUCCGUUCUGAUUCAAGAUGGCGGCAGGAUGCCACUUCCGGUAAGGUGAGCUGAGGAGCGGCUGUUCUUCGGUCGGUUCCUGGCGGGGGGAAAAAAGAAACACUGAAAGUGACACCGCUGGAGCCAGCCUCUUGAGCCAUGGCUGUAGUUAUGGCCAAACGGGAAGGCCCCCAGUUCAUCAGCGAAGCGGCCGUCCGAGGGAAUGCGGCUAUCCUGGAUUACUGCAGAACAUCAGUGUCUGCCCUCUCGGGAGCGACAGCAGGCAUUCUCGGCCUGACCGGCCUGCACGGAUUCAUCUUCUACUUCCUGGCCUCUGUCUUGCUCUCGGUGCUUUUGGUCCUAAAAGCUGGGCGGCGGUGGAGCAAGUACUUUAAAUCUCGGCGGCCCCUUUUUACUGGGGGCCUGAUCGGGGGUCUCUUCACGUACGUCCUCUUUUGGACUUUCUUGUAUGGCAUGGUACACGUCUACUAGGAGGAGCGCACCGAGCUAGAACGGUCCUAAAGGAGCGGGGCGAUGGCUGCCAAACCA
Molecule: messenger RNA, 534 nt
Organism: Gekko japonicus
Lineage: Eukaryota; Metazoa; Chordata; Lepidosauria; Squamata; Gekkonidae
Gene: EMC6
Product: ER membrane protein complex subunit 6
Exons: 2
Coding region: 145-477 (110 amino acids)
Biological process (GO): autophagosome assembly; protein folding in endoplasmic reticulum
Cellular component (GO): EMC complex; endoplasmic reticulum; membrane
Source: RefSeq, a predicted model, not a curated record